Molecule: messenger RNA, 942 nt
Organism: Fraxinus pennsylvanica
Lineage: Eukaryota; Viridiplantae; Streptophyta; Magnoliopsida; Lamiales; Oleaceae
Source: the annotation of a GenBank genome assembly
AUGGAGGAGACGAUACCCUUCAAAAAUCUCUACAGCAGAGAAUACCAAGGUCACAAGAAGAAGGUGCAUUCGGUGGCAUGGAAUUGCACGGGCACGAAACUGGCAUCCGGUUCAGUCGAUCAAACUGCUCGCAUUUGGUAUAUUGAACCUCAUGGUCACGGUAAGGUUAAAGACAUCGAGCUAAAAGGGCAUAGUGAUAGUGUUGAUCAGUUGUGUUGGGAUCCAAAACACGCCGAUUUGAUUGCAACUGCAUCGGGUGACAAGACAGUUCGAUUAUGGGAUGCUCGCAGUGGAAAAUGCUCACAGCAAGCUGAACUCAGUGGGGAGAACAUCAACAUCACUUUUAAGCCGGAUGGGUCUCACAUCGCAGUUGGCAACAGGGAUGAUGAAUUAACAAUAUUGGAUGUCCGCAAAUUUAAGGCCUUGCAUAAACGCAAGUUCAACUAUGAGGUAAAUGAGAUCGCGUGGAACGUGACAGGAGACAUGUUCUUUCUUACUACUGGGAACGGUACUGUGGAAGUACUUGCAUAUCCAUCUCUUCAAGCAGUCAACACCCUCAUGGCUCAUACAGCUGGUUGCUAUUGUAUUGCUAUUGACCCAUUGGGAAGAUAUUUUGCUGUUGGAAGUGCUGAUUCUUUAGUCAGCCUUUGGAAUAUAAAAGAGAUGCUCUGUGUUCGUACAUUCACAAAGCUCGAAUGGCCUGUUCGGACGGUAAGUUUUAAUCAUACCGGAGAAUAUAUUGCUUCUGCCAGUGAGGACUUGUUCAUUGAUAUUUCCAAUGUUCAAACAGGACGAUCAGUUCACCAAAUUCCAUGUCGAGCUGCCAUGAACAGUGUGGAAUGGAACCCGAAGUACAACUUACUUGCAUAUGCUGGCGAUGAUAAAAACAAAUAUCAAGCUGAUGAAGGCGUUUUCCGAAUAUUUGGGUUUGAAAGUGCAUAG